AUGACCUGGACCCGCCCCAUCCGGGUUCAGCUUCCUGUUGCCCUUUCCCCACCUGUGCCCUGGGCAUCGCGGCCUGAUGGGCAGCAGCCCUGGGCUGGCCCAGCUCCCCGCUGCCCCCGGGGCCCUGAGUGCUCGGACCCGCUGCGCCAAGAGCCAGCGGAAGGAGGAGCGGACGGCAGGGCCCCUCAGAGCCCCGGAGCAGCAGGCAGAGACCCCCUGCUGGGGGGCACAGCCCCUGCCUGCCCCUUGGCCGGGCGCCCAGGGCAGCAGCAAGUGGCUGCGGGCGAGGAGUGCCCCAUCUGCACAGAGCCCUACGGGCCGGGCGCGCACCGCCUGGCCCUGCUGAACUGCGGCCACGGCCUGUGCGAGGGCUGCCUGCGGCGGCUGCUGGGCACAGCCCCCAGCGUGGACCUGGGCCGGGUGCGCUGCCCGCUGUGCCGCCAGAAGACGCCGGUGCUGGAGUGGGAGAUCUGCCGGCUGCAGGAGGAGCUGCUGCGGGCCGACGGGCCCCCGCGCCCCCCGCGCCCCCCGCCCCCAGCCCCCCAGCGCCGCGGCCGCGGGCCCUGGGGCUACCUGGAGCACCGCUACCAGUUCCGCUUCCUGGUGGGGCCCAUGGGGGGCCGGGGCUGCCUGCCCUUCCUGCCCUGCCCGCCCUGCCUGGGCACCCGGCUCUGGGCCCUGCGGGAGCGGGGCCCCUGGGCCCGGCGCCUGGCCCUGCUGGGGCUGCUGGGCCUGGAGCUGCUGGGGCUGCUUCUGGUCUUCACGCCGCUCAUGCUGCUGGGGCUGCUCUUCAUGCUGCUGGACCGUGUGGGCCACUGAGCAGGCCA
Molecule: messenger RNA, 827 nt
Organism: Talpa occidentalis (Iberian mole)
Lineage: Eukaryota; Metazoa; Chordata; Mammalia; Eulipotyphla; Talpidae
Gene: RNF229
Product: RING finger protein 208
Exons: 2
Coding region: 1-819 (272 amino acids)
Biological process (GO): protein K29-linked ubiquitination; intrinsic apoptotic signaling pathway in response to endoplasmic reticulum stress; proteasome-mediated ubiquitin-dependent protein catabolic process
Cellular component (GO): endoplasmic reticulum membrane
Molecular function (GO): ubiquitin protein ligase activity
Source: RefSeq, a predicted model, not a curated record